Aaosphaeria arxii CBS 175.79 is the source of this 1415-nucleotide messenger RNA. Its product is annotated as FAD binding domain-containing protein. Bases 6 to 1415 code for a protein of 469 amino acids. The transcript has 6 exons. The record is from RefSeq and is a predicted model, not a curated record. NCBI's taxonomy places the organism in Eukaryota, Fungi, Ascomycota, Dothideomycetes, Pleosporales. Gene Ontology annotation, molecular function: oxidoreductase activity; FAD binding.
CAGAGAUGAUGGCCUAUAGUGUUGGUGGAACCUUGAUUUCGGGACUACAGGCGUUGAAUCUGUCUUCGGGCACACAAAUUGAACUCCCAUCGAAUCGUACAGAGAGAUGGUCAAGGUACCGCGCACCGAGCUACAGUGCUAUUGUCAAACCUUCUACAGAUGAGGACGUUGCUGCGAUAAUCAAGUACGCCACAAAUACCAAAACUCCAUUUCUUACGACUGGUGGGGGCCAUGGUUUCAGCACCACUCUAGAACGACUGCGUGAUGGUAUCAGCAUCGAUCUGUCUAACUUCCGAGAUGUUGAGCUGGAUACCGUCAGAAAUACAUUGACCAUUGGUGGUGCAGUCCGCUUUGAAGAUGUCAUAGGACCGCUGGGCGAUGGCAAGAAACAACUUCCCAUCGGAUCAGAGAAUUGUGUAGGCAUGGUAGGAGCAGCACUUGGAGGGGGCGUCAGUCGAUACAACGGUCUGCAUGGCAUGUUAUUGGACACGCUUUUGAGCGUUAAAAUGGUUACAGCUUCUGGUGAGAUCAUCUACGUAUCAAAUACUACCAACGCAGAUCUCUUUUGGGGACUACGUGGCGCUGGCUUCCACUUCGGGACGAUUCUGGAGGCAACCUUUUCAGUUUUUGACCAAUCCCCGGAACAGGUGCUGCUUGCAGAUUUUCUCUUUGCACCGAAUGCUAGUAAAACCAUUCUCGAUUAUUACAAGACGUUCGACAAUGUAUUACCGGCAGAGCUGUCCUUUGUCUCGCUCUCACUCAAUGCUCCUACACUUGGUGGGUCGAUUAUUCUUGUCAAUGCCGUGUAUACGGGGCCCCGCGAAGAAGGCGAAAGAUAUCUGCAGCCUCUUUUGCAAGCAUCGCCUUUAAGACAGAAUCUGACCAUGGUUCCCUGGGCAUCCGUCAAUGCUGCUUCAUUCUUCGCGAUUGAGGGUCCGGGGUUUCAUUGCCCAACAGGAAACGUGCACAAUGUCUAUGGCAGUGCCAUCCAUACUUUCGACGUUCCAACAUUUCAGACUUUCUAUGAAAACUACGACGCAUUGAUCCAAUCUCCAGAGCUAGCAGGCACUGUUUACUUUAUCGAGAUGUUCCCGAAACAGGCCGUUGAGCAAGUUCCUCCUGAAGCUACAGCAUAUCCAUGGCGCAACAUCACAACCCACCUGCUAUUUAAUUUCGCAUACAACAUGACUGCGGAACUUGAUGAAAGAAUCAACGCCUUUGCUAGGCAGGCGCGCGACAAUUUCACAGCAGUGAGUGGGUUCGACCCACCGCAAUUAUAUGUUUUAUACGGCCACGGCGAUGAAGAUCCUACCACCCUGUAUUCUGCCGCAAAUUUGCCACGUCUCAGAGACUUGAAGGCCAAGUGGGACCCGUCAAAUGCGUAUGGAUACAAUUAUCCACUACACGAUAUCUGA